AUGCUGCCUCUUCGUCUCGUUUGGCUUGGUCCUAUAUUCACCUUGGUUGGGGGUGGAUCAAGUGUAGGAAGCAUCGCAUUUUUCGCUAUCACAAGCGACAUCACUCCAGACGCCAAGAGAACCGAUAUCUUCUUUCUCGCCGCCGCCACGAAUCUUAUUGCCGAAUUGAUCGCCCCUAGUACCAAAACACAGAGCUCUCUCUUCACCACAGUCAAACACCAACUCUCGACCCAUCCUCCAGACUUUAGUAUCCUCAAUCUUAAUCCUCCACUCCGCACCUCUAAUUCUGCUCCUCGUCACCUUCAUCAUCCAAUCGUUCAGCAGCCAAUCCGUCGAUAUCUCCCUCCGUUACAUCAGCAACCGCUUUCACUUUCCUCUCCGUUUCAGCUCCUUCCUCUGGUCCCUCCGCGCCGCCGUGCAAAUCACCCUGUUCCUACUCGCUCUUUCCUCCCUAUCGCAUGUCAUGACUGCCCAUCUCCAUAUCCCCUCCUCAAAGAAAGACCUCUACUUGGCCAGGGCCUCAAUACUCAUCCUCACCCUCGGUUCCAUCUUAAUCGCCGCAUCCACAACGCUGCCAUUGGCGGUCUUCGGAAUGGCGGUCUUUACCUUGGGUACGGGAUAUAUCUUCCUAACACGCUCCCUAAUAACGACGCUGGUCGAUCAGCAGCACACUGGACAGCUGUAUGCGGCGGUGGCGGGUAUCGAGACGAUCGGAAAGCUGAUCGCGGGACUAGGUUUUGCGCAGCUUUACAUUAUGAGACUGAGAUUGAAAGGCGCCUGGGUUGGGUGUCACAUGUGGCUUGGCAGGGGUAG
Messenger RNA from Sclerotinia borealis F-4128, 813 nucleotides. Lineage: Eukaryota; Fungi; Ascomycota; Leotiomycetes; Helotiales; Sclerotiniaceae. The record is from the annotation of a GenBank genome assembly.